Messenger RNA from Mytilus trossulus (common blue mussel), 4488 nucleotides. Its product is annotated as protein white-like. Gene Ontology annotation, molecular function: ABC-type transporter activity; ATP binding; ATP hydrolysis activity. The coding region runs from base 174 to 2243 and encodes 689 amino acids. The transcript has 19 exons. Lineage: Eukaryota; Metazoa; Mollusca; Bivalvia; Mytilida; Mytilidae. Gene Ontology annotation, cellular component: plasma membrane. The record is from RefSeq and is a predicted model, not a curated record. Gene Ontology annotation, biological process: transmembrane transport.
CGGGAGAUAUACUCAACAGAACACGUGAUAUCAGUACAAAGGUUGACCUAAUAUAAAGUUCACUGAUCAAGUAUCAGUAUAAAAACAUAUUAUUUACAACAAGCAAAAGACUGUAAAAAAGAACAUAGAAUGCAUUGACUGUUUGCCCUUGAAUACAAAAACAAAACUUUAGGAUGGAGUCUGAGAAAUCUCCAUUACUGUCUGCCGAUAGCAACUCUCAUACAUAUGUAAAUAUUGAUCAAAACAGUAGAUCUGUAAAAGAGACAAUCUAUGUAGAUAAUGAUUUAUACCAACCAUAUGAUGGAUCUCAACCACCCAAAAAUAUGCGAGAAACUUACCUUCAGAAGCCAAGGACCAGCGUUAUUGACCCUGUUGACCCAAUAACACUUUCUUGGAAAGAUGUCAAUGUGUACUCUAUACCCGAAGACAAGAAAUGUUGUCGUGGAAGUAAUCCUGCAGCUAUACCAAAGCGUAUUCUUAGGAAUGUAAAUGGAAUUUUGAAACCAGGAACAUUGAUGGCUUGUAUGGGUGCAAGUGGCGCUGGAAAGUCAACACUUAUGAACAUCUUAACAUUCAGGAAUUGUGGGAGACUUGUAGUACAAGGAGACGUGAGAGUCAAUGGGAUAGAAAUUGGACGAAGUAUCAGGAACGUCUCAGCAUAUGUCCAACAAGAUGAUAUAUUUAUAGGUGCUUUAACAGUCAGGGAACACCUACAGUUCAGGGCCAUUUUAAGGAUGGACAAAAGAAUAAGGAAAAGUAGAAGAUUGGAAAGAGUGGAAGAGGUUAUACAUGAGCUAGGUUUAUCGAAGUGUGCUAACACAUUGAUUGGUACUCCAGGAAGGAUAAAAGGUAUAUCAGGCGGGGAAAUGAAGAGACUCUCUUUCGCUUCAGAGAUACUAACAAACCCACCUUUAUUAUUUUGUGAUGAGCCUACCUCAGGAUUAGAUUCCUACAUGGCCAUGAAUAUUGUAGAUAUGUUAAAAAACCUGGCAGCCAAAGGCCAUACAAUAUUGUGUACCAUACAUCAACCAUCUUCAGAGGUCUACGAUAUGUUUGAUCGAUUAUUAUUGCUAGCAGAGGGAAGAACAGCUUAUAUGGGACCUGCCAAGGAAGGCCUAGAUUUCUUCAAGGAGCAAGGUUACCCAUGUCCAGUGAACUACAAUCCUGCUGACUACUUCAUUAUGACAAUGGCUAUAUUACCUGAUCAACUAGAUAGUUGUAGGAAGAGAGUGGAGAAAAUUUGUGAUGCAUUUUCCAAAAGUAAACAUGCAGUUGAGUUAACCAAGGAAACAGAUAUCGUUUGCAAUGGUACCAACCCUGUUACCACGACAAACCUGGUUGUAGACAGAGAAUCAAGCUAUGGGGCAAAUUGGAUCCAACAGUUUGGAAGCCUUACAUGGAGAGCCUGGGCACAGAAUGUCCGAGAUCCAUUGAUUCUGAAAGUCAAAAUCUUUCAAACAAUUUUUAUAGGAGUUGUACUUGGUCUGAUAUAUCUCCAUGACAACAACGAUUAUGAUCAGAAACGAGUACUCAACGUCAAUGGAGUGCUUUUCUUAUUGCUGACCAACAUGAGCUUCUCAAACAUGUUUGCUAUCCUGAAUACAUUCCCUACAGAACUACCUAUUUUCCUACGAGAGCAUGGCAGUGGUUUAUACAGAGUAGAUACAUAUUACCUGAGUAAAUCUAUUACAGAACUACCAUCUUUGAUCAUCCUUCCUACAUUGUUUGUAUCUAUACUCUACUGGAUGGCAGGUUUAUAUUAUAAUGUUGAAUCUUUCCUGAUUUGUUGUGGCAUUGCUAUACUAGUGGCUAAUACUGCAGCAUCAUUUGGAAUGAUUAUAUCAACACUGUCUAGUUCAGCCAACAUGGCUUUAGCAGUAGCACCACCAUUAUUGAUACCAUUGAUGUUGUUUGGGGGAUUUUUUGUACAAAAUGAUACCAUUCCAGACUGGUUACUUUGGUUGAAGUAUUUGUCCUGGUUCCAGUACAGCAAUGAAGUUCUAAACAUAAACCAGUGGAGUGAUAUAGAUCAUAUAGAUUGUAAGAAUGUGACUGUGGCAGUGAACUCAACUGUUAGUUCUCCUUCACGAUGUUUUACUACAGGAAGUCAAGUUUUAGAGUCUCUUAGUUUUGAUGAGGACAACUGGUAUUUAGACUUUGGACUGAUUUCAGCAUUGUUUGUUGGAUUUAGGAUUGUUUCCUUCAUCAUUCUUGUUAUACGAGCCAAAAGAUCUAGUGCUUAAAAGUAUUAAAACAAUACCUGUUUGAGAUGGUUGUGUGUCUGAGUGUUAGAAAUAAGAUAUGGGAUUGGAAAAAAGUUCCUGAAAUUCCUGAAUUUACAUACUUAGUACAUUUUUCAUGAGGAGAAAAUUCACAGAUUUUGUGGUUCAUCAGUUCCAUCAAUACUAAUACCCAACAAGAGGCAUGUACUCCAUUGACUUGAUUUAUGUAAAGUCUGAGACAAUAGAUCGAUAAACCUUGUUUUGUAAUGAUUGUUCAGUCACUGUAAUGAUAGUUUAAACAAUCUAAUAAAGAAAUUAUACUUACUAUAUUUCUAUGAUGUAAAGAAUUUAACCUUUUUACAGAUGAAUGUUUUACUAGGAUAACACUUUUUGUAAGUGAUAUAAAUACUCAUAUUAGAUUUUAUUUCUACUAUUUACCUCAAAAUGAAUAGGUCAGUUUUAAUGAGAUGAAACCAUUAGAUGGUUUCCUGUUUAUUAUUUAAUGUCAUAUUUUAACAGUUUUAUGUGUUGAUAUGAAGUUGUAGAUAUUUUAAAAAUCAAAUCUAUUUUAUUUGUCGGCUGUCAGCUUUUGUAUGUGAUAUUUAUAUGGCUCUGACAUGUGUUUAAUUUUAUAAUUAUAGAUUAUCGUGGAUCAUCUCAACGAGAUUGAUUUUUCUCGCUUGAGCUGGUACAGCGAAAGUGAGAAAAGCAAGCGAGUUGAGAUGAACAAUGAUAAUCUAUUUAUCGCUAUUUUACCUAUGACGACGUUGUCAAUUUCAUCAUGUUCAUGUCAAUUUCGUUAGCAACGCCACGUGGCCUCCUUAGUUUCUAGUGAUAAUUAUUCCAUCUCAAGCGAGUAGCAUGAUAUGAAAAUUAUCACAAAAAAAGAUCAAACGAAAAAUGCACAAAAUAGCGAUAAUAAUUAAUACUGUUUUUAAUCUUGUAUUUUUCUUUACCAAUAAAUUAUCUGAAAUUAAUUGUGCAAUAUUUUUGUCCAUGCUUUAUUCAUGGAUUUUAUUGUUUCUAUGUAAUACUCAAGUAAAUUUUAAUAUUUCAGUGGCGGAUCCAGAGGGGGGGUUCCGGGGGUGCGCACCCCCCCUUUAUUUUUGCCGAUCAAUGCAUUUGUAUCGGGACAUAUGUUUUGCACCCCCCCUUUGCCCUGGGUUAGCACCCCCCCCCUUUCGAAAAUUCCUGCAUCCGCCCCUGUAUUUCAAAUAUGAAUUAAAUUUGUUGAUGUGAUUAUUUUAGAAGUUUCAUAAUUUUAAUUCAAAUGCUGGAAUUAUUUUCAGUCUUGUUGUUGCUAUACCAGAAUGUCAAAUGGUUGUCUUUUAUUUUGCAGAAACUUUUAUUCAAUAAUGUAAGAAAUCAUUUUUUGAAAGUUUAGUUUUUAUUCAAAGUUACACAUGUUACAAGCAGAUGUCAGCUUGUAUUAUGCAUUGUUGAAUUAUCUCCCUUUAUACAAGGAGAAUAUCAGGAGACUGUUAGUUAUGAUUACCCAAAUUACUGUACCAAGUACAAAGUCAGCCAGAUAACUCAGAUUUAAUGAAACACAAAUUCAUACUUUAUUAUACCAUGUUAAAAAAUCAUUUAAGCAUAUUACUAUUAGAAUAUGAAAUAAGUUUAAUACACAAAUAUUACAUGUAAAUCAGUCAUAUUUGUAAAUUAAUAAUAUUCCUCAUGCAUCUUUAUAUCAAAUAAUAAAAUAUAUUUUCUGUGUUUUAAAGUACACAACUUUCUGUAAAUUGUAAAAUUAAUUGAAUGUAGGUGUAGAUAUGAUCAUAAUUCAACCCUCAACCUGAUUGUAUUGAAAAUAUAGCUCAAGCAUCUCUUUAAAGUAUAACCAUGAUAGUAAUGUAAAUCUUAUGAAAUGUUACGGAAAGAAGUUGGGGAAAAAAGGAUGAAACUGAUCAUGUAAUCAUAUACUUGGUGUCUGGCAUCAAACUUCUCUUUAUUCAUGUAAAAACAAUACAUUUUAUCAUCUGAUGUAAUCUUAUUUACUCUUCAAAGUAAUGUCAGCAUUAAAAUACUUAAGUGAUUUUAUUUUACAUUUACAUGUAGUCCAUUGAUUUGUGAAUAUUGACCAAUUUCUUUUAGUUCAGUAUGAAUUUAAUGAUGUCAACUUUGACCUGAGAAAAUUGUUUUAAGGGUCAUAAUUUUUAGAAGAAUGCAUAUUUAUCUGUGAUAUUAUUAAGUCAUAUUCCAGUUUGACAUAAUCGUUUUGGUUUUUGAUAUUGUAGAAAUAUUUUAUGAAUAAAAAUUAUAAUUU